Molecule: messenger RNA, 2734 nt
Organism: Oryzias melastigma (Indian medaka)
Lineage: Eukaryota; Metazoa; Chordata; Actinopteri; Beloniformes; Adrianichthyidae
Gene: haus6
Product: HAUS augmin-like complex, subunit 6
Exons: 16
Coding region: 256-2637 (793 amino acids)
Biological process (GO): spindle assembly
Cellular component (GO): HAUS complex; mitotic spindle microtubule
Molecular function (GO): microtubule binding
Source: RefSeq, a predicted model, not a curated record
AUGUUUUUGACAACAUCCGGGUCGUAUUUGGAAAAUUGGCGGUUGGUUACGCGCAUUGGUGUUUUUGUGUUCUUUUUUGGCGAAAGAUAUUUAAACGUCGACUCUAUUCCAUCUCAUUAUGCGUUUAUUUACACUAUAACUUUUUAGUGCUCAUUUUUACUUUAAUUUUGGAUUCAUGGUUUCUUUCUGUACACGGGAAGGCGUCCGUCGGCUACGGGUGAACUUUACAGCUAGCUUAAGAGCUAACUCUCAAUAAUGGCGAAUUCAGAGUUGAUCAAAAAGAAGAAUGGACACCAUCUGUGGUUUUCUCUUCUUGGACUGGGUUUUCAUCCAGAAAAUGCUGCUUCGUCUGUCACAGGAAAAGCCAACGUUAAACAUCUCAACUUGGGACCGAAUAUGUUCACGAAACCUAAUAGGGAGGCCUUCUACAUUGUGACUCAUUUCCUUUUGGAGAAACUGAACCCGACUCGAUUUCAUGACGCCUACAGGCAUUGCUGGCCUGUUUUAAACCACAAAGCUGAUGCUGAAUUCCGGAAGAUUACCUGUAGCUGGCUAAGAGAAAUCAUGGAUGAAACUGCAAAUGCCGGAUCCAAAGUUGUGGCAUCACUAUUCCUGUCGCCUGGAGGCCCCAAGUUUACCAGCUUGAUGCUUCAAUUGGCCCAUCAUGUCAUGUUGCAGGAAAUGAAAGCACUCAUCACUGAUGACGGUUGGGUUCCUGAGGUUGCAGCACUUCCAGCCACCAGUUUGGACACGGCAGUUAAAAGAUCCAGCCUGAUCCGCAGUCGCUUUAUGAAAGCUGCUGUAGAUCAAGAUCGUUUUCUCCAUAAUUACCAGAAACAAGCCCAGAUUAUUGUCAAGUCUAUGAAGGAGAUCAGAGCAGAGGGGGCCAAGUAUGAUAAACUGGAUGAUUUUACACAAGAUGAAGCUGUUCUAGCUGAGAAGACAAGAAAGGUGCGGUCCUUGUGGUCAGACAUUGAAGGGAUGCUGUCAACGAUCAAAGAAGACCAGAGUGCAGUAGAAAGUGUUUUGAAGGGAGAUGUGGAUCGAUAUGUCCUGGACGGAACAAACCGAACCCUCAGAAUUCCUCGCUGCCUUCUGGAAAAAGUUGAGAAACUCCCACAGCAGCUAACGUCAGGGAAUGUGUAUGAAGCGGGGAAACUAAACCUGCUCUGCAUCGUGGAGCUGAUGAACCACGCUUUGAGGACCCUGAAAGAAGAACACUGUCAGGUGUCUGCUGCCUCCAAACCACAGAUCAGUCCUGAGGAACUGCAGGAAAAGUGUCGUCAUAUGACCCAUGUGCUUCAGGACCUCUGCCUUAUCAGGCAGAAGAUUUCUAAAGAAGAAACUCCACAGCUCAGGUUUGCCAUCAAAGAUUUGGAGGCCGACUGGGACAGAAGGUGGAUGGAUACUCUGAAGGAGACGCCCCUUAUGUCGUUUCUUAAUAACGAUCCCACUCUUGGUUUCCUGUCUCCUAUGGCCCCGCUGUCUUUCGAACCUGCUGCGGAGUCUACUUACAGCAGCAGCGUCUUCUCCCAGUUCCCUGCUAAGCUUGUUGAAGAAAAGCCUCCAGAGAGGGAAUCACAGCAGCCUGUUAGCCCUGGUGUUCACACUCCCAUCAGUUCCAGCAACGGGACAGUCGACUCAUCUGAAACCCCGCCCACCAGGGCUCCACAUAGAAAAACCUCUUUUGACUGGCUCAUCGAAUCGCCUCCAUUUCCCCCUCAAAAGGCGGCUUCACCACCUAUUGCCAGUGUCAAAAAAAACACUCUUCCGAAAGCUGCUCCUAUGAAGACCCAGACUCAAAUUUUGGACAUGGAGUGUGAUAACCUUGCUGAUCAGCUUGCAGAUGCCGUAGCUUCACCUGGGCCUGUAGAAGGCAGAGAUAAAGGCUUGGACUUUGAGGCGCUGCUGAAAACUCUGUCAAAGGAUCCUUUCGCCACCAGAAAACAGCUUCCACGAACACCAGAGAGCUUGAUUAACGAUGUGAAAAGCUCCUGGAGGAAGGCGGUUGAAGAAGUGAAGAAGAGUUGUCCAGCUGUGGAGCUGAAUGACAGCCCAGCCGGGGGAAUCGGGACCUUCGGUGAAACUCGUGGCACCAAGUCUCCCUCUCAGACUGUGACCUCUACUGUUGACCCCUCUAUUGAGAUCCAGGAUGCUCCCUCUGUCUGCAAACAGGGGGUCUUUUUUAAGUCCAACCUAUCAUGGGACACAUUCACCGAGGCCCUCGACAGCCCCAGCGGCACAGGCAGCAGUGCCGUCCAGUUCAGCCUCGAGCACGAAACCCUCCCCGAACUGCCCAGUUUGGAUAGUCUGGGUCUUGACAACGACGAUGAUGAUUUGAAAUGUGAGGAUGAUGAAGAGCCGCUCAUCACUUUACCACAGACUGAAUCGAAGCCUUUUGUUUCGUAUCACCUGGAUCAGAGUCGGCGUGCCAACCGUGAGGGUGCACGGACAGCAGAGUGUCUUUUGGGAGAUUUCAGUUUGGACAGAGACUGGCUGAUGGGAGCUGGUCCGUCAGAGGAGAAAGCAAAAGUUUUCUCUCUGGAUUUGGAGUCAUUGGAGACUCCUUCACCCGCAAAGGAGUACGAUCUCCCCAAGCUUAUUUCAUUCUCUCCAAUAAAUGACAUGAAAUGUUAACCAAUCCCACAGAAUGGGUUCCUCAGCAGGUCUUAUUUUGAUUUAAAUACAUGUAAUAAAUUUGUACAAAGCUGUAAAAUAAAUUGUAUCUAUUUUA